Molecule: messenger RNA, 516 nt
Organism: Macrosiphum euphorbiae (potato aphid)
Lineage: Eukaryota; Metazoa; Arthropoda; Insecta; Hemiptera; Aphididae
Source: the annotation of a GenBank genome assembly
AUGGAUGACGAUGGACACCAAAGAUCCAAACAGUAUCUGACCACAAUUUUGGACCACGCCGAAAUGCUCAUUGAAAACAUACGAAAAGAGGCUUUGAAAAUGGCCGAGGAUCUCGAAAAUGUUUACAGCAGCGUGGAAGACGUAAGGAAUUCUGAACUGCUGGACCAGCUGAGUGACGUUGACAAAGAAGACAUUAAUCAGUUUGCCAAUCGUAUCAUAGAUAGAUGUGAAACUGUUAACAUCAAUGUGCACACCACCAGGAGUGAAAGUCAGCAAAAUUGUUUGGAAGAAAUCAAUACGAUGAUUGACAGAAUUGUGAAUACAUUGAGGGAUGAUCCUGAUAAUGCCAAGGCCAUGUGUCAGUCAUACAUAGCUUCUUGUAGUCCAUUGGAAAAUGAGCUUGGCUGUAAGGUGUUUGAGACAGCCGUCUUGGGGUGUACCCUCGACGAUCAGAAACGUAUUAUUAAACGACUACAAGGACUGUUGGAUUACAUUAUGGGAUCUAAAGACAAGUAG